AUGCGCGGCGUGUUUCUGACGAAGUCAGUCUGGUACGUCGUGAACCGCGAAACGUCUCCAACCUUCACCGACACGCGAGCUUCCGACGAGUACGUCAAGGCGAGCAACAUCGCGUUCGGGUUGAUGUUGCUCCACAUGGACGCCGACUACCACCAUGUGGUCGACAACUGUGAAGAAGCAUGGACAGCGUGGUCGCGGUUGAAGAUGCUCUAUGGUGGGUCGCAGAAGGCGGGACGCAUCUACCUCAAGCGCCAGCUGUUCAGCAUCAAGAUGGCGGAAGGUGCCAACGUCUUGCACCAUUGCAACGAAGUCUUGAACAUCGGCGCCAAGCUCAGCAGCAUCGGUGCCAAGAUGGAAGACGAAGACAUUGCGAUCUGCUUGCUGCUCAGUCUCCCGAAGAGUUUCGAGAACGUGGUUCUGAACUUGGAGAUGAGCAAUGCAGAGCUGCGCACGCAAGAUGUGGUCAAGGUGCUGACUAACGAGCACAUCAAGCGACAAGGCGAGAAGAUGACAACGGCAACGACAACGGUGAAGACUGAAGAUGCGACAAAGGCAUUCAGUACCGAGCGCAAGCCCUACCAAUGCACAUACUGCGGCAAGGUGGGGCACACGGCAGAGUGUUGA
Peronospora matthiolae is the source of this 624-nucleotide messenger RNA. The record is from the annotation of a GenBank genome assembly. Lineage: Eukaryota; Oomycota; Peronosporomycetes; Peronosporales; Peronosporaceae.